CUCGAGCGUGAGAAGCUGCACUCCAACCUAUCCCACUCCUAUCCGCGCUUUCCCGCGCACCUCCGCCGCCUGCUGCGCGAGCUGCGCACCUUGCUCGCCGAGCCGCACCCCAACACACUCAAAGUGAACAAGGUGGAGCCGUGGAACUCAGUGCGUGUGACGCUAUCCGUGCCGCGCGCGGCGGCGGCGCGCCUGCGGGCGCUCGCGGCGGCCGGGGCGCCGCAGCUGCGGGCGCUCGGCAUACUGUCCGUGCAGCUCGACGGCGACCAGGCCGUGUCGCUGCGGCUGCAGCACGGGACCGAGCUGCGGAUCAACACGGAUGAAGAUGCGAGCACCUCCCGCGCUCAACCCAACGCCGAGCUCCUCUCGGGCCUCGGCGGCAUCGGCCGGCUCCUCGCCGACGACGGAGCCUCCACCAGCGCCGAACCUCCCCGGGACAACUUCAAGAGUCCCAACACUGUGUGCCCCAUGGACGGGAAACUGCCGCAGAACAUACCUACCCCUACGUCGGAUAGAUGCGAGUUUCCGUUCGGAAGUAUGACGCAAGCUAGAGUCAUACAUCGGAAAGAGAAUACGCUAGGUAUACCCGGCCCCGCGACCGUCCGCCCGCCGGCGGAGUUCCCCCGCCCCUCCACGUCGUUCGCGGGCCCGCCCCCGCCCUACCCUGCCAAGACGCCCCCCAACGUGGCCAUGUCGUCGCCGCUACUGGUGAACCUGCUGCAGAACGAUGCCGCCGCUCCUGCGCCACGACCCAAGCUGCCCAAGCCGCACACGGCGAAGCUGGACACUCAGGAUGGACAGAUGGAGCUAGCCGUCGGCCGCCUGCCGUUUGAGUACCGCGCGCCACGGCCGCCAAUGCCUCGGCCACCGGCCUCGCCCGCGCCGACGCCGCCGCCGGGGCCGCCGACACCGGGGCCGACGCCGGGGCCGCCGCCGGGGCCGACACCGUCGGCUUCCCCGCGCCCCGCGCCGCGCCCACCGCCGCCGCGCCGUGUAGCGCCGCCGCAGAGGCCGCAGCUGCCGCAGCAGCCUGUCUACAGGGCCCCGCUAACGCCCGGCACCGCCGCCGCCGGCCUACGGCCGCGCUACCCCUCCCCCGGCUACACGGCGGAGUUCGCGCCUCCGCCGCCCUACAAGCAGUACCCAAGGCCGCGCCUGCAGCCCGUCACCCACGAGGACCUGCAGGCCCUCAUGCCGCCCUCCACCACCUCCAUGGACCAGAAGACGCAGUCCAGCUUCCAGGAGUUCCAACGUUACCAGCAGCAGUACAACGCGCGGCAGCGUGCCGCCUCGGCUAGCGCGAGGGCCUCCGGCACCACGGCCGACUGGAACGAGCCCUACCGGGACUCCCUCGCGCUGUCGCUGCCCGACCUGCCCGAUAUCGACCUCGACCAGCUGCAGCCCACGCUUGACGUGCUCGACGACUCCGCGCUCGCCUCCAUCUCCGACAACCUCCUGUACACCGAGUCGCGCGAGCAGCCGACACCCGACGCUAUACUCCAAGAGAUCGCCGGCCCUUUCAACGGGCCGUACGAGUCGCCCGCGCCGAGCGUCAACUCCCCGAGCCUCCCGAGCGCCCCCACUACACCCAAUACACCCAGCGCCCCGCCGCCGCCAGUGCCUUCUAAAGACAACAUGCCCCCUCCCCCCGCGCCCCCCGAACCCGCGCCCUUCCGCUCCCCGCCCCCGCCCCCGCCCGCGCCCCUGCGGCCUACACCCCGCCCCGCGCCGCCCGUCGCCACCGCCACCGUCGGCUCCCAGGCUACCGCCCGCGAGAUCGAGGAGCAGAGCAAGCAGUACCUGAUAAAGACGCUCAUGCGCGACGACGCAGACAUCCCGCCGCCGAAGGAGGACAAGAAGCUCGAGGAGCUGACGGUGGCGCAGUGCAAGCGCGAGGGCGGCGAGCCGGAGAUGUUCGGCAUCGCGAAGACCACCACCACCGAGGAGGACUCGCGCCCGGACGCGCUCAAAUUCCGGAAAAAGGACCCCCUCGCGCAGAAGGGCGGGAAGCCGCGGACCACCGGCGCUAAGGAGAAGCCCGCCACGCUGAAGGACAAAAUCGUGCGUGACGUCAAGCCCGCCAAACCCGCCCCGCCGCGGCCGACCACGACGGCCGAAGCGCCUCGCUCGCCGGGAGAAAAAGAAUCCUUAAAGCUCCGGUUAAAGUUGGAUAAGAACGAGCCCGUGGUCCAGCCCGUCUACAAGGCGGACGUCAGCUUCACGAACCCGCGGCCCGGCGAGCCCGAACUGCGCGUCCCUCCCCUCCACAUCUCCCUGCGGGGCCGAAACUCCGCCGUCAUCAAAAACUCCAAGAAGGAGAAGAAGAAAUUCGCCCCGGGGGACCUCCACAAGAAACUCAAGAUAAGAAAAAACUCUGAGUCGGACGACAAGCAUCGCCGCGAGGAGGAGACGCCCUCGAAGCCGGUCGAGCCCACCGAGAACUCGAAGGACGAGUAUCUCCACGUGAAGAGCUUAAAACUCAACAACCACUAUGAGGGCGACUCGAUAAAGACCGAGAUCCCCGGCGACAACAACGUGGUCUAUCGCAUGAAAACGAUAUCCAAAAACGCCCACAUAGUCACAAAGGACUACAAGCAUCUCAACAACAAAGUCCAGAGCUUAGACAGUCUAAAGAAAAAGAAGUCCAAACUGCUCACCGACAGCGGCAAAUCCAUGGAGAAGGACCGCGACAAAGAGUGGAAGAACGACAUGCUAGACAAGGAGGGGAAGUACGCCCAGAACGAGGGCUAUAGAGAGACGCCAAACAACCACGAGGUUAAGAAGAAGUUACCCGACAAGGACGCGAAAUGUGAUAGUAAAACGGACAGCAAAGAGGAACCGAACAGUGAGAGUGUUAGUGGUGCUAGUGAGUUGGAGAGUAGGUUGCUCAAGUGUCAUAAGGAGCGGACGCUCAGUGCGGACGAGAGUGCGGACAAGUGCAGCGAUGACAAUAAGCUCAAACGGACUGUGGACGGCGUCGUGUCGCCCAACGGGCUCAUCACGGAGAAGAAGAGGAAGAUUAGCCAUAGUUCCUGUCCAGAGCCGGUGGGGUCCACCAACGUGGGCACCGUGCGCGUGUCCCCGCCGCGCGCCGCCGCCUCCCCGCCGCGCCGCCGCGAGCGCCCCAAGGACAAGUCCUACUGCAAGCUGGUCGCCGAGCGCGCCCGCCAGGCAGCAGGCCAGGCGCAGGACCGCCAGGACCGCCCCGACCGUCCCGACGACAAGUUCGUCGCGCGCUCGCCGGGACAGGCUCAGGGCGAGGACUCGGGCAUUGAAUCCAUGGACGCACUGUCAGAGAAAUCCCCCAACCAGGCCAGCCAGAGCCCUCCCGGCCCGCAGCGGAAAGAACGCCUCGACAUGCCGCGCUCCACCUCCCCUACCUCCGUACAUCGCAUCAUAGGCGUCCCUCCUCCGGCCUCGGAUGAGCUCCUAGAGAGGUUGGCGUUAACCGCACCCCCGAGGUACGAGCCGCCGCCCGAUCUGGAUGAUCUAGGCGAUAUAGAGGCGGAGCUGGCGAAAAUGCACGGCGACCAUGACCAACCUUCACCAAAAGUUAACGGCGAUGACGCGCCGCGCAGACCCCCAGAUCCACCCCGACCUCCCACUCCGAUCUGCCGCGACCCUGACUCCGAACCGCAGCCGGAGGAAAGCGUGAAAGAGGAGCCAAAAAAAGAGAAAGUAGACGAUUUUGAUCCGCUCCCGAGCAGGGUCAGCCCGCCGUUAUAUACGUAUUCGAACCAGGAGAAAGGCGCGACGGAGGAGGUCAAAGAGGAAAAACCUGUAGCAGAAAACGGCGAGGCGUCGGAGGAACACAAGGAACCGGACCCUAAACUGGAGAGGCUCCCUAUAAAAGCGGAUUUCCCCGAUAAAAGUCUACUGGAGCAACUUCUCAUAGAGAUCCCCACUCCGGAGUACGUGGCGAAGAGGCCCGAGUCGCCGUCCCCGUCGGCCUUAGAGAGGGUGGCCAGGAGUAGCGUCCGGACGAGGUCCAGCAGCAAGAUGAACAGCCCCGCGGACGGACCCAAGACACCCCGUCUCAGCCCCGGGAUCCCCAAACUGGAAACGAGGUCCGACUCCCCCGCGCUCCAGAACCCCCCCCGCAAUUGCCUCAGGAGCGGCUCAGUAGAUAAAACUAGCCCGAAAACCGUGAAUACGGUCGCGACGGUGCCGGUCAAACCGGCGCCCGGAGCGAAACGGAAGCGGAGAGAGUCUGAAAGCUCCUGCGCGUCAACAAUCAGCUGCGAAGAAGGCCUAUCACCCGCGGGGAGACCUAAAAAGAAGCCCCGCCGCGUCGACGGCGUCAAACAACCACCCGGCGCCGAAGGCCAAAAGGAGGGCCGAAAAAAGGACUCUGACAGCGACAGCGACGAGCCUCUAAUCUGCAAGGUGCGAGGGAAGACGCCAGCGAAAGUAGUCAAAGUGGUGAAGGCGGUGAAGGGGCCGGUGGAGGCGGUGAAGGCGGCCGAGACGAAGGGCUUGGGCGCGGAGGGGGUGAACACGCGGCGCUCGGGGCGCCAGGCGCCGCCGCCUGGGGCGCCGCCGCUGCCGCCCGGGGCCCCCGCGGCGCCCGGAGCGCCCGCCCGCAGGAAAACCAGGAGUGCCGUGGAGGCCGGUCCGCUGGCGGCAGGCGUGCGACGGCGCCGCACGUCGCGCGACGGCAAGUGACGGCGGCGCCGCGCGGAGCCCCGCCCCGCGCCCCACACGCCCCACACACCACACACACCCCACACGCCCCACACGCCCCACACCACACCCGCGCCACAACACAUCCUGCUCUACCCGCGCGACUGAUGACCGAGCACUGGAGGCCGGUAUGCCACGACUGAACCUUGACGAUCGCUGUACCCAUACCGUGAGCUCUCGCUUAUACUGAUGUACUGGUGCCGGCGAGUACGCAGACGCUAGUGACAACCGUGUUAAACUCGUGGUAAGGGUACUGUAGGUAUCGCAACGAGAGGCGGGUGAUAGGCCUUCCUCGCAGUAACCUUGAGUAUUAGCGAUUCAGCGUUUUUACGCAGUUCUUUAGGGCGAAAAUUUGCAAAACUUACUUUUAUAUGGAGUUGGACGGCGAAUGCAAAGUAACAAGUUGCCAGGCAAACAUUGUUUGUAUGCGAUAGCCAUCCAGUGUUCUAUCAAACUUAACAGGCAAAAUUGUUAUUGUGAUGCUUUGAAAACAUUUAUAUGAACCAAAAAGUCCAUUUGAUUAAAUGUAACUUAGUUAAAACGCUCGACAUUCAUUGAAUAAUCAAUACUACAAUCAGUCAUUUUGCAAUACUCUCGCUGCGAUGCCUAUAUAAAGUGUCUGAAUUUAAUUCUUAUGCUUAGGGAACCGCUGUAUACUUAGUUCCCGCCCGCUAGAGGGUGCUGUCAAAUGUACAGCCUCCGGUGUAUGUGGCUUUUGGUUUUAAACUGAUUUUUCCUUUCAACCCACAAAAAGAUUUAAUUAUUGAUGUGCACCUACCAAUAUCAAAUACCAUUUUUUGGUUAGUUUCAAACCUACUAGCUAGUAGAAAAAGUUGACUAUUGCAUGACCUAACUCUUUUUCAUAUUGUUUUCAGCUUACGGUUUUUAUUAUGUGAAUGAUGAAUGAAAACUCAGUUUAAAACCAAAAAACUUCACCAGAGUCGCGUCAUUCACUGUACCAAGCUUACCCUUUGAGUCUGACGAAGACGCAAUCAAAAUUAAAUUGUAAAUUUAAAAACAAGAUGGUUUUUAGUUGGCAAGAGACUACAGGGGCUACGCGUUACUGUGCUUACUUACACGGUGUGCCUUCAAUGCGGUUUGCAUGAGUGGUUUGAACGUUCGUUGUUCUAUUAUCAAAAUUAUCUUAUAAUUAACCAGUUUGCGCGUGUUUAGAUUUGGCGAAUCUCAAGUUCAUUCGAUUAAGGUCUAAAUCGGAUAGGGAUAGGGCGGUGUGCGUGCUUAUUGUUAGAUAUCGUGCAAUAAUAACGGUCUGAGGCGAGCUAGCGUAGUCUAUUCACAAUAAAUGUCUGUGGUCUUGCUGUGAUUCCAUACAAGUAUGUAAGGAGUGGCAUUCGUUGUAACCACAGAUAUGAUACAGAGGAUAGCCGAUUUUUUUACCCGACACGGGAUAUCGCGGUCAAAUGCAGUGUUGGCACAAAUAUCUGGACACCUAAAAAACGUAAGGUUGUCUGGAAGAGAUCGCUCUUUAGCGAUAAGACCGCCUGUUGUCUGCCUCUAUUUGAUCAAUCGUUCUUCUCAUUUGUAUCUUUUUACUAAAGGGUGCGAAUAAAGAGUAUUCUAUCUAUCUAUCUAUUUUCCUUUGAUUCACGUUAAAAAAAGAAGUUUUAGUGUAACCUUAUCCAGCCUUUUAAUUUGUAACUUGCAAAAAUGGAAUUUGUUCUUUAGGAAUCACAAUGGGCAGGGCGAGGUUUCAAGGCUCUAGUCUGCGUGUUCAGAUAUUUUUGAGCACCUCGGUACAUAUGUAAAUGCUCGUCGGUGACAGUUACUGGCACAAAAGUUGUAACAUGUGUUCGAUUUAUAAGAAAAAGUGUGUAUCAAAGUUAUUUAGUCAGAUAUUUUUUUUGGCAAAAUUAAUCUAAAUGGCUUUAAGGUGUUCAGAUAUUGGAGAAAGCGAUAUUUGAUAGCGAUUUCCCGAAAAUCCGUCUAAGCGAAUAUGCACCGACUGGGCGGGGACCAAGUGUGGCAGCGCCACUGUUAACGUGACAUUUUCAGUGGAAUUUAACGAUUAUGGUGGCCCUUCCACUCUCCCUAGCACAGUCUGUGUAGACCUUAGGUCCACCCCACACUAUCAUCUCCCGAGCGUCGGCGUCUAGUCAACUUUAUGGCUGCUGCUCGACGCAACGUUGGCGCAACUGCGCAGCGACGCCAUUUUCCAUAGCGCUGACUAGACGCCGACGUUUAAAAGACGCUAGUGUGGGGUGGCUCUAUCUUUGUAGAUGUUAUCUACCGCAUAUUUGAAUCUAGAAUCGUGGACGGCCGGUGUAUUUUUACUCGUUUUAUUUUUAUUUAGUGAACAAAUCAUGUUACCAUUCACUAUAAUGCACUCGACAUUUUAAGUGUAACUUAAUUUCUGAGUAAUUUUAAGUAAAAGCUUUUGGCGCAUUGGGAUGGCGUUGGACAUGUUUCUGUAGGGAAUGUGACCGUGAAUAAAAAAAAUGGAGGCGAAGAGUAGCCCAAGCAGGAGCCUUAGUUUAGAGGUUAGGUGUAUCGUUAUUGUACAAAAGCACUCGACUGUAGGCACAUUUGUUAUAUACUCAAAGACAUGGAAUUUGGCGAACUUGACGACUUAGUUGCGUGUCUUCGACUAUAAAUAGGAUAAAUAACCGAGAGAUAUAAAAUGAAAUAAAUGCAUAAAGUUUUAAAACAUAUUUUCAUACGUUUUUGCACGUAACUUGUGAACGCCGCGGCGUGUAGUGCGUAGUUGACGUUUUGGAAGACGCCAUUUUGAAUUUGACUCUGAUUUGAAGUUUUAGAUUGUAGCUCUGGAGCGAUAUUUUAAUACUGGUUUUACCUCGAUGAAUUUUGUGAAUCAACUACCUCAUUUGGUGGUAUUAUACGCAUGGAGGCUUGCCGCGCGAUCGUGCCUUGUCUGUACCUACUGCUGCUGACUACCUCCUGUAUAAUACUACCAAAUGUAAAAGCACUUUAACCAAAGUGGCGUUUCCCCAAAACGCGGCCGCUAUUACGAUACGAUUGUAACGUUAGCGUAAUAUUUAAGAGAAUUCACGACCAAUAAUUGUAAUUUAAAUGUGAAACGAUACUUGGAUAAUUUCUUAGUGAAAUGAUAAUAAUCGCGACUGAGUGUUUCAACAGUUUGUCUGUAUGGGCUUCCAGUAUACUAAACAAGUUUUAUUUUGACGCCCUUUAUUAUUUUCUUUCCCUAUCCCAAUUUUAGAGCGCGAUAUAUUGUUUUAAAGGACCUCUCGAUUUGCCGAUUAAAGCUGUUUUAACUAGUAAUAGAAAUUUUAACCGUACCGAAUAAUUCUCUCUAGAAAAUUCAAAGAUUUAACAAAAGAACAGUAGAGAAUAACGUAUUUUUUCGGCAAUUAAGAAUCCAUAUUUUAUUAGGACAUGGUUUUUAACAAAAAUAUCGGUGUUCGAUACCAGUGACCUUUAAAUACUUUUAAGCUUUUGUUUUACACUGUAAAUAAUAGAUGGAAUUUUUUAACAUAUAAGUUGCGUAAUUAGAUGCUAGAUAUUUAUUAUCACUUCAUACAACAGUCACUUAAAAUAGAGUUAAAUAUUCUUUAUUAUAAGUAACUGCACGUUUGGUCAUGUUCAUCGUAUAGCCCCCUCCACACUCGUGCGCGAAGCCGCGUAGUCUGGAGCGAGCUUUUGGUGCAAAUUAGAGUAAUUGGUAUUCAAAAUUUAACCUUCAAUAUUUUGCCUUUAAAAUAACAAAUGAGCCGAGGGUGCUCCCAGCAAAUAGAUGAACAUGACUUUAGGCACAGGCGACAUUAUGGACGUAACAAUUUGUAAAAUACAUCUUCUGUCACUUUGUCAUCUGAACUAGAGGCGUUACAACGUGCCACACAAGUUUUAUAAUAGAAAAAUUGGCGUAUAUCAUUACAUGUACAUAUAAACAAGAAAGUAAUUAAUUACAAAUACACUAAAUAGGCGCGACUCAGCAUAAUCGUGACAUAGAGAUGGCACUAGUUUUCAGGGCAUCCAGGAAAACCUAAAAAACAUAGUGUACUCAGUUACAUUAUUUGUCACAAUUAUUAUAAAAUUCGCUUUAUAGAAACUUCCAUCAUAUUGCGUCUUAACUUGUUAUCCUCAUAAUAAAUUCAUGUAACCUGUUGAAAAUUAAAUUUUCUAAUUCAAAACUCAAGGAAAUGAUUUGAACGAUAUAUUUUGGAUGAUAAAUUCAAAUCUCAAUGAACGACGACGCUCAAUGAGGGUGCGGAGUGUUAGGGUCGGCAACGCGCAUGUAACUCCCCUGGAGUUGCAGGCGUACAUAGGCUACGGAGACUGCUUAAUAUUAGGCGGGCCGUAUGCUUGUUUGCCACCGACGUAGUUAAAAAAAAAUGUAAUCUAUUUUCCAGUAACGGUUAUAAUAUGCAGCAAUCAGAGUUAAUGCAAAAUAAAUGUAUAAGACAGCGCCAUCUAGUUCAAAUGGUAAACAACCGAAGCUUGCACUCGCACGUGUCUAACCUAGUUGUCUGUGCCGUACGGUCGCCACGUCUAGUUUCUGUUCCUAAGUCUCCAGGGACUCUAUUCAAAGCAAUAAUUUGAGGAUGUGACUUUUAUUUGAGACCGUCUUACGCGGCCUUAGAACCACCCCUUCGCUCAGUGUUCGCUGUUCAGUCCGAGUGAUACAAUACAAAUGUUAGUACGUACAUAGUAUGUAUAGGAUAUUUAUAGUACAUUGCCUGAUAUUGUGCCCUUUAACGUGUGAGGAGCGUGUGGUAGUGGUAGUUAGUGGUGGCCCAUCAGCGGGUGUUGUCUAAAAACGUUUGUUUUUUUCAUUUGUUUCAUAGUGCGGUUGUAAAAUUUUAUGUAUAGAUGGGGAAAUUAAUAUAUGUUACGUGUUAAGUACGUUCGGUAUAUGAUUUGCGAGGUUUCGUUGUACAUAGAUGGCGCCUGCUGUAGGUCGGCGUGGACUCCAGUAGGAAUGCAAAGCCUUAAUGUAUUAUACAAGCAUGAAUUGCAAGUGUGUACCAUAUAAUUUUAGUGAAAGGACUCUCAUUAACUAGCUCUGUAUAUUGGGUGUAUAGUUAUCCUUACUGUUUUUUUUUUCGACUAAUGAUAGUAAUUUAUGCCGAUAAAUCUAUAUUAUACAUUUAUAUAUAUAGUAUGAAUAAAAGAGGAAUACAAAUAGUUUUAACAUUAUAAAUAUAGGUUAGGGGUUACACCAUUCUUGAUAUAGCGUAUAGUUUUGGUAUGUAAACAUUAUAUAACUUGUAAAUAGAUUGCAGAAAUAGUAAAUAAAAAAAAUUGAUACAAUAAAAUUAACUUUAUGUUAUUGUAAUGUUUUCUAGUUCGUGUUGUUGGGCGCCACCGCGCAAUCGAUUUAGGACAAUGGUAUGAAGCCUGUACAUUUUCGUUGCUGGCAAUUCUAUAUCUCGUCUGUCCUCUUUUAUUGUGCAUUAUUUCUCUGUAAGUUGCUUUCACUGUCGUUCUACAUUAUUUUUAAAUCAUAUAAUUAUAUUUCAUAAAGUACGAUGAGUCAUGGUGAAUUAUUAUCAUAUUAUUAUGAAUGAAAAGAAAUAAGGAAUAUUAUUGUUCUGCUAUUAUUAAAUUUGUAAAGUUAGUUUAUUAAUAAAUGAAUAAAAAUA
This is a messenger RNA of Cydia strobilella, 10262 nucleotides long. It is a transcript of the gene Ncoa6, whose product is annotated as titin-like. The annotation marks the transcript as partial. The record is from RefSeq and is a predicted model, not a curated record. Gene Ontology annotation, cellular component: histone methyltransferase complex; transcription regulator complex; nucleus. Gene Ontology annotation, biological process: positive regulation of transcription by RNA polymerase II. The transcript has 9 exons. NCBI's taxonomy places the organism in Eukaryota, Metazoa, Arthropoda, Insecta, Lepidoptera, Tortricidae.